AUGGCCCACGCGGCCGCUGAGGCACCGGGCACCACCGCCGCGUGGGAGCGCCUCCUGGCGUGCGUGGCCCGCGCGGACGUGCUCGAGGAAUUGCCCGCCUCAGGCUUGGCCGAUCUUCUUUGGGCCUUCGCUCGCCUCAGCUGCCGGGAGAGGCACCGCACGGUGCGCCUCGUGACCUCGUCCCUGAUGACCGGCGCGGGCGCGACCGGCGAGCUGGAUGACCAGGGGCUGGUGAACACGGUCUGGGCGUUGGCCAAGUUGUUCGUGGAGGACGCAGCACCUCACGUGGAAGCCCUCGCCUUGAUGGUACGAAGUCGCACGAGCCGCUUGCGGCUGUAG
Durusdinium trenchii is the source of this 339-nucleotide messenger RNA. The record is from the annotation of a GenBank genome assembly. NCBI's taxonomy places the organism in Eukaryota, Dinophyceae, Suessiales, Symbiodiniaceae.